Mercenaria mercenaria is the source of this 3139-nucleotide messenger RNA. Its product is annotated as RISC-loading complex subunit tarbp2-like. The coding region runs from base 95 to 1075 and encodes 326 amino acids. Lineage: Eukaryota; Metazoa; Mollusca; Bivalvia; Venerida; Veneridae. The transcript is spliced from 9 exons. The record is from RefSeq and is a predicted model, not a curated record.
GUAGGCAUGUCAAGAUACGCAUGCGCAAAAAUUAACACCACGCACCAUUUUUGGAUUUUUCCCAGUUUUACAUCGUAACAAAUAACUAAAAACCAUGGCAGCAGUUCCACCGGGCAAGACGCCUAUCAGCUACUUACAGGAGUUGUGUACUAAGAGAGGUAUUACACCACAGUAUGAUCUUGUCGCUAACGAAGGGGCCGUUCAUGAACCAACUUUCAUCAUGAGGGUCACUGUUGGUGAAAUCAGCGCUAAUGGAAAAGGUUCAAGCAAGAAGAAGGCUAAGCACAAUGCAGCCCAAGCUGCCCUGAACCAGGUUCUUGGAGUACCAAAUGGACAGGCAGGAGCUGGUGGUGACGCUGUUGUCAAUAAUGUAACACCUAGUCCAGGAGCUGUGGAGGGUGAUGGAGUUGGUAACCCGGUCGGAGAACUUCAGGAACUGACGCAGAAGAAACUGAUGAAGCCCCCAAUAUAUGAAUUUACCAGUGAACAGGGACCACCACAUGCUAGAGAGUUUGUAUGCAUUGUGAAACUGGGGAAAAUCCAGGAAAAGGGCUCAGCCCGUUCUAAGAAGACAGCAAAGAGAAUCGCGGCCCAGAACAUGUUGAACCAUAUCAAGGGCCUGGUGGAGGAGGGAGGAAAUGCUGUGAUUGAGGAGGAGGAAGAAGAUGAUAUUCCCCUGAGUAUGGAACCUCUGAAAGCGUCAUAUACUUCUCUCAAGGAAGGGAAAGUCAAGGUACCAGUACUCAGCCCUAAGCAGAACAAAGAGAUUCAGAAAUUUUACCAGACUGUUAUGAAGAAAAGUUCGAAGCAGUUGAAGAACCUACAGGGAAAACCACUGAACGCUCCAGCGACCAACUAUUGCCAGAUGUUACAGGAGAUAGCCGAGGCUCAGCGCUUUGAAGUCCUCUAUACUGAUAUACCAGAACUCAGUGCUUACGGCAUGCAUCAGUGUCUGGUACAGCUAUCUACAAUGCCUGUAGCUGUGUGUCAUGGCACGGGGCCGACAGUAGAUGAGGCGCACGCAAACGCUGCCCACCAUUCUUUACAGUAUUUGAAAUUGAUGACGAAGACGUAACGUGGCCCACCAGGAGCUUGGAUAGCCUCACUUUGACAAAUAGUGCCGGAUAGGAAGUGAAUUGAUCAACUACAAUCGCAACAUUUAUGUUUUGUACUUUCUCUCAUUUUUAUUGUACUGAAUGUUUGUAUGUGAAGCUGUAUUUUUUCUUUUCAUUUUUAGAAAUUUUGUAUCUAUUCAGGUGAAUGGUAAUUUUUGAAAGGGAUCUGUAUGGAUUUGAGAAUGAACUUGCUUUAUGCAUUUUUUAUAAACAGUCAAAUUUUUUCUUCAAUAUUUAAAUGAAAUCAAAUUGUAAAUCGACAGUAAAUUUCUUUUGUAAUUUUUAAUAGAUUUACAUGUUUUAGCUGUUUUUAUAACUCCCUGUGCUUUAUUAUAGCUUUUCAAUGUUAGUUGUCAGAGUUGCCUGUGAGCAGUAGUGAACAAAUUUCAUUUUGAAAAAAAAUUUACAUGUUACUAAAUACAUUGAAUGCAUUAUUCACAAAAAUGGCUAUGUUUUACACAUACUUCUAUCACAUGUACAUUCAUAUAUUACACGUUCUUGCCCAUUUAAGGAUUUGAAUCUCUUGUAUGAGGUCAAGUCAAGUCCUAAACGUAACUUUUUACUGCAGUAUAGUGUGUAUUGAUUAUGUUGGGCUAUUUAUUUUAUAUUUAGUUUUUGCCAAUUUCAUUAUAUAUCUGGUUUUAAAAGCCAGUGCUGUAAAGCAACAGAAAUUACAUGACGUGCUGAAUUGGUGUAUCAGGAGAAUUUUGUCUUGUUAUAUUUGCACAGGCACCUGUUAAUAACACAAUAUGUAGUAUAGAAGACAUUUGGCAAAAGGAUUAGUGGAAAACCUUAUUGCUGAAUGGCCUUCCAAUGUUUUUAGCUUGGUAACCAUAGUAUUGAUAGAGCACCUAAUUAAAUCGUUGAAACAAAAGCUUUAAACCUCCACAAAAAAAUUCUGGAUCUUGAAGAAUAUUAUUUAGGCUUGCCUGGGGGGAAAAAUUGGCAAUUUUUAUUUUAAAGUCAUUGAUUUAGUUAAAUUUGAAUUUUUCAUCAUUGGUGAAUAUUUCCUGGAAUUAAAUAAAAGGGAUUUUCCGAAACUUCGAAUACGAUGUAUGUAUGAGUUUUUGUUCGUGUGAUGUUGACUAUAUAUCCUGUAAAUAUUGCUGUAUCAAUUUUAUGUGUACCAUAAUUGUAAGGAUUCUUUUUACACAUGUUCAAAUUAGGGCCGAUGUUAGAAAACCAGGCAGCGUUGUGGCUUUGCGACCAGUACUGUUCACUUUUCAGUUGCAUUCAAGUGCUGAACUUGAUAAAUAAAUAGUAUGGAUAUGCACUGAUCUGGAUCCUUUCUUGGUGGAAAGCUCUAAUGUUGGUUUUCACACAGCUGCGCUCAGAGAUUUUAUUGCAGGAAGAAACUGCUUUUCGACUUUAUUUUGAAGAAGUCAAAUUGGAGAUAUUUUUGGUAGGGGGAGGGGCUGUUUGAAACAUAUGAGUAGAAAGCAUUCUUACAUUUGUUUCCAUAUAAAUAUUACGUGUGAGUAUAGUGAACCGAAAUAGGUAAGUCUUGCCUGUCAGUUUUAUUUUGUCAUGUGCUCUAUCCAUUGUCAGCUUCUGACAAUCCAUAAAUUUGUCAUCAUUUGUUAGAUUCUGUAAUGAAAUCUGUGUUUUCAAACUUUGUUGUCAAAUUCACUGCUGACAAAACUGAUUGUGUUGUCAUUUGCCAGUCUGAUUAUAUUGUCAGCAGAAAAGGAAUGAUGAAAUAUAUCAAGAUUUCCGAAUUUACCGUACAAAACAAUCAGUUAAUUACAACAGAAGAUAACUGUUGGUAUUUGUCAGAUGUUUGUCAGCUGACAAGGAUGCAAGAGUCAUUGACAGGAAUUCCGUACUUCUCGUACGUAUAAAUUGCCCUGCAUAAUUUAUAUAGAAUGCACUGUAGUUCAAUUUCUCUUCCUAUUUGUGAAGAAGUGAGGUUAGGUUUUUUCCUGGGUGGAAAUUAGAAUUAUUAAAUUAUUGUUAGUGGUAAACUUUUUUAUAUGUUGUAUAAUGUAUUAGUGGAAUAAAUUUUGUCAUAUGGUUAAACCAUA